AUGGGCUUGAAUAGUCACCUUCAGCGUUUGACGCAAGUAAGGGCCUUUUUGCAGGCUCUGCAUAGCGCUCCGAGGGCGGUCAUCUCGAACCGCAAUUUGCUAUUCUCAUCCGCGGUCUAUGCCAUGAGCGGUCUUCCGCCAACUUGGGACCAGGGUUCCUCCUCUGUUUUGCCCUCUCUCCCAGGCUUCCAGCAACAUUUUCACAUCAGCUCUGGCUCCAACGCCGAUGAGAUCCAAAACUUUGUAUCUAUCGUUUACAUCGGCUAUGCCUUUGGCGCAGCAGCCUCAUACUUUACGAACGAUCACAUUGGCCGCCUCUGGUCUUUUCGCCUCUACACUUCCAUUUGGAUCAUCGGACAGCUGGUUGCUAUCCUUGCACCAGGAUUGCCGGCUUUGUACGCGGCUCGUAUCAUUUGUGGAAGCGGCAUCGGCGCGCUCUCUGUAACUGGGCCCAUGUCCAUUGUGGAAAUUGCCCCAAGUGAGAUUCGCGGAUUACUCACCUCGUGGUAUGCCGUAACCAUGGGCAUUUCCCUGACUGUGGCAACCUUUUCCGUCUAUGGUGUUUACCUUCAUCUGCCCGCAAUCCGGUUGCAGUACCAGGUUGUUUGGUUUGCACCAGCCAUCUUUAUGGCACUCACCGUUUUUGCCAGCUUCUUUGCUUGCGAAUCGCCUCGGUGGCUUUUGGUAGCUAACCGUCCAGAGGAGGCCCUGUCAACCUUAUCACAGGUCCGCGGGUUACCAGCUGAUCACCCACGAGUGGAGGCAGAGUUUCAAGAAAUGAGAAAUUCAAUUUCGUCGGCUCUGAAUGGAACCGAGGAUGGGACUCUCUGGCGACGUCCAACGCUGCAAGAGGUUGCGAAAGAGACUUUUACCGUUUCGGCCAACUUGCGACGGCUCCAACAGACGCUGGUAUCGUAUGCGAUGGCGCAGAUGUCAGGUGCAAACUCGGUUACUUCAUACUUCAUCCCCAUCAUGAAGAUCAUUGGCGUCGAGGGCGGAGUUGGAAACACUCUCUUCUUGAGCGGUAUGUAUGGUUUCUCGAAACUGAUGUUUAGCCUGAUAUCUUCCUUCUUCUUUAUCGAUCUGCUUGGUCGAAGGAAGUCAUUGUUCAUUGGUAUCACAUGUCAAAUGCUAUCACACAUCUACAUCGGCGCGUUCGUCAAGGUCCAUCAGGAGGGCCAAGUCAGCCAGUCCGCAUCGGAGGCAGCAAUUGCAGCCAUCUUUGUCCACGCAUUCGGAUAUGCUGUUGGCCUCUUCAUCCUUCCAUAUGUCUUCGGUGGCGAGCUCUGGCCAACCCGAAUUCGGUCCUUCGGCGGCGCUGUUGGGCAGACGUUUCAUUGGUUGUUUCUGUACGCCAUCAAAUUCAGCUUGCCUUCGCUUCUAUCAAGCACUCACAAUUGGGGCGCCUUCAUUUUCUUUGCUGGGUGGUGUUUCAUUGCCCUUAUCUACGUGUACUUGAUGAUUCCUGAAGUUUCGGGCCUCAGUGUGGAAGAGAUUGAUGCCAUCUUCAGAGGCCCGUGGUUCAAUGCCUACAAGCAUGGGAAGACGCCCUGCGACGGCCAGAGCCCUAAAUGCGGUCACUGCGUUGGAUCGGAACAAGACUGUGUCGUUGUUGACCCAGAGACUGGCCAGCAGCGACCAAGAGACUAUCUCAAGUCUUUAGAGGAGCGCGUGGCCUAUCUCGAAGGACUACUCAAUGCAUCGGACUCUGGUGCAGCCCAUAACGAAAACAAUCCAUCUCAACAGCCUCAAGGCCAGAUCAGAAGCUUCGAUACACCUUUCAUCAUCUUCAAGGCCUCUCACGAAGAAGACAGAUACUGGACUUACUGCCGAUGCCGGCAUAUCGGAGUCUACUUCAAUGUCUCUAAGAGAUCCUUGUGGAAGAUCACGGUAUUUUGGGCCUUCUUCUACAGUUUGCUUCUCGCGUAG
Colletotrichum siamense is the source of this 1929-nucleotide messenger RNA. It is a transcript of the gene qutD-4, whose product is annotated as Quinate permease. The transcript has 6 exons. Gene Ontology annotation, molecular function: carbohydrate:proton symporter activity; zinc ion binding; DNA-binding transcription factor activity, RNA polymerase II-specific. NCBI's taxonomy places the organism in Eukaryota, Fungi, Ascomycota, Sordariomycetes, Glomerellales, Glomerellaceae. Bases 1 to 1929 code for a protein of 642 amino acids. The record is from RefSeq and is a predicted model, not a curated record. Gene Ontology annotation, cellular component: membrane. Gene Ontology annotation, biological process: carbohydrate transport; regulation of DNA-templated transcription; transmembrane transport.